Messenger RNA from Arachis stenosperma, 814 nucleotides. RefSeq lists its product as uncharacterized. The transcript is spliced from 2 exons. The record is from RefSeq and is a predicted model, not a curated record. Lineage: Eukaryota; Viridiplantae; Streptophyta; Magnoliopsida; Fabales; Fabaceae. The coding region runs from base 1 to 666 and encodes 221 amino acids.
AUGUCGGAGUACUCGAUGAUUCACGGCAUGCUGUUCACCGCCCCUGUUUUUCGUUCGUUGACCGUGAGACUCGCCCAUGUUCUGCGUUCGUCAGCCGUUGCACUCGCCCCUGUUCUGCUUCACUGCGUUUGCCUCCCUUCCCCUGUUUGUCACUCUUGUUCUUCACUGCCGAUCUGCUUCAAUUCUGCCCUAUUUUCCAAGGUUCAUACAAAGAGAAGAAAUCGAUUGCAUCAAAAGAAACUGAAUAAUUUAGUGUAUGUGAUGUAUAAUUUGAAGUUAAAGGGCAAGCAAAUUAGAAAAACUCCAGAACUUGAAUUUGAUGCAGUGCAUUCUGAUGAUGAGUGGAUAACUGAAGAUGUUAAUGAAAAUAUUGCUGAAAGUGUUGAGCAUUCUCACUUGCCAAUGAAUGACAAUACUAAUGAUGAUCCAAAUAGUAAUGAAUUUGCUAUUCCAAGUAUGAAUAGUAAUGAAUUCAACAUGGGUGAGGGAGGUGACAAUGAGUUUAUUGGGGAUCCACAACAAAAUUUAAUAAAGGAAGAAGAUGAACAUGUGAAUGAUGAUGAUGAUUUUGUUGGACAUGUUGAACCUGAGCCUGAAAGAAAUGAUGUUUCUGAUGAAGAUGGUGAAGAUGAUGAUGUUGAUGCCAUGAAAGAUGAAGAUAUUUGAGGAUUUAAGUUUUAGACUUUAUUAGAACAUUUAAUUGUUGCUUUGUUGUUUUCUUUUGUGUUUUGGUUGUGUCUUAUGAAGCUUUGAUUGUGUGAUUGUGUGUUUUAUGUUGAACUAGAUACAUACUUGUGAAGGAUUUAAAUGUGUG